AUGCAUUAUGGUAAGGAUUUUCUGUUGAAGAAUGCUUACUUGCUGCUGUGCCGCAUCUGUUCAGCCAUACAUGUUUCAACUCCGAUGCUAGCCACUAUUGAAAGAAGUCUGGGACGAAAAUACUCUGAUUUUUUCGGACAAGAUCCAUCCAUUAUCAGACUAUUUCUUUGCAAGAUUCAGAAAGGAUUCGCACUUUCGGUUUCGUUGUUGGUGCUAGCGAUCAACUUUUACUUCCUUUAUGCUUGGGUUGACGAACAUUUGGGCCUUACUCUCCUUUCAGUAUCACUUACAUUAUUACUAGCUCUAGCAUACAUCACUUUCAUACUUUUCCUGGUGAGUAACUGUUUUACAAAGUUGUUGUGCAAUCAGAUGCCAUCGUAUUCUUAG
Molecule: messenger RNA, 387 nt
Organism: Strongylus vulgaris
Lineage: Eukaryota; Metazoa; Nematoda; Chromadorea; Rhabditida; Strongylidae
Source: the annotation of a GenBank genome assembly